AUGCCUCGCGGUCAGAAGAGCAAGCUCCGGGCCCGGGAGAAACGUCACCAGGCCCGGGAGGAGACCCAGAGUCCGAGGGGCGCCCAGGCCCAGGUCCAGGCAGCAGACUGGGAGGAGCCAGCCUCCUCCCCCGCCUCCCCACCUCCUGAGCCCGAGACUACUCCCUACAGCUACCCUGCUCUGGGCCCUCCCCAGGGGCUUGAACAGGCCCAGGCGGCAAGCCUUAUCUAUGCAGGGGUCUCAGUCCCGAGGUUCUGGGAAGGUGCCACAGGCCAUGAGAAGGCGAGUGGCAGCACCUCCAGCAGCUCCUGGGCAGCAGCCUCCAGUCAGAGCACCCGCAAAGAUCCUCUCACCAGGAAGGUAGGGUUGCUGAUACAGUUCCUGCUGGAGAAGUAUAAAGCGAAGGAGCUCAUUUUGAAGGCAAGUAUGCUGAAGUUGGUCAACAAGAAAUACAAGCAGCACUACCCCGAGAUCCUCAGGAGAGCCUCGGAGAACAUGGAGCUGGUGUUUGGGCUGGAAUUGAAGGAAGUCAAGCCGGGUGGUCACAUCUAUGCCCUGGUCCAUAAGCUGGACUUCACCAACUAUGAGAAAUUCAAAGGUAGCUGGGGGCUUCCGAAAAGCGGCCUUCUGAUGCCUCUCCUGGGUGUGAUCUACUUGAAUGGCAACUGCGCCUCUGAGGAAGAGAUCUGGGAUUUCCUGAAUAUUUUGGGGGUCUAUGAUGGGCAAAGGCAUUUGAUCUUUGGAGAGCCCAGGAAGCUCAUCACCCAAGAUCUGGUGCAGGAGCGGUACCUGAAGUAUCGGCGGAUACGUGGCAGUAACCCUCCACGCUAUGAGUUCCUGUGGGGUCCAAGAGCUCAAGCUGAAACCAACAAGAUGAAGAUUCUGGAUUUUUUGUCCAAAGUCAACGGUACCUUUCCUAGAACCUUCUCACCCCAUUAUGAAGAGGCUUUGAGAGAUGAGGAAGAGCAAUUUGAAGCCAAAGUUGUAGCCAGCCAGCAGCUGCUACCAAAGGCAAUGGCAAUGGGUGGUCCAGCGUCUAGGAGAGGGCUGAACAGAUGA
Condylura cristata (star-nosed mole) is the source of this 1059-nucleotide messenger RNA. Its product is annotated as melanoma-associated antigen B2-like. The record is from RefSeq and is a predicted model, not a curated record. Gene Ontology annotation, biological process: negative regulation of transcription by RNA polymerase II. Gene Ontology annotation, cellular component: nucleus. NCBI's taxonomy places the organism in Eukaryota, Metazoa, Chordata, Mammalia, Eulipotyphla, Talpidae. The transcript has a single exon. Bases 1 to 1059 code for a protein of 352 amino acids.